Messenger RNA from Asterias rubens (European starfish), 1867 nucleotides. Its product is annotated as carboxypeptidase B-like. Gene Ontology annotation, molecular function: zinc ion binding; metallocarboxypeptidase activity. Gene Ontology annotation, biological process: proteolysis. Lineage: Eukaryota; Metazoa; Echinodermata; Asteroidea; Forcipulatida; Asteriidae. Bases 309 to 1568 code for a protein of 419 amino acids. The record is from RefSeq and is a predicted model, not a curated record. The transcript has 10 exons.
UCAUAGGAUGUCUUGAUAUGUAUGCCUAUACAUUGUAUUUAGCAAAGACAGCUGAUUUCUCCCACGAUGAUCACACUAUCUUACAGAUGUGUCUAAAUUGCUGAACUCCCACGAUACUUGCUCCUGAGAAAUGCAGUGCUAAUAACUUGUACAUACACCAUAAUAUAACAUUUUUGCUGAUCGGAUGAUAGAAGAGCCGUAAUCCCAUGUACUACGUACUACAGGACUCGAUUGUUUAAAAGGCUGCAGCCUGGUGAUGUUGAGGCACACUUUAGAAACUCGUUGUUUAGAGGAGUUCACGCUUCAAGAUGAAAUUGUUCAUUGUGCUUGCCGCCGUUUUGGUGUGCGCUGUUGCUGUUCGAUAUGAUGGGUAUCAGACACUCCGCAUACAGCCACGUGAUCCGUCUGAGCUAGAAUGGCUGAAUUCAUUGAAAGAUGACUUUGCCUCUAAGCUUGAUUUCUGGCAGAACACCGGACGCCUUGACCGCCCCGUUGACGUAAUGGUAUCGCCCGCACUCCAGACUUUCCUCAAAGAAGCCCUCGAAGUUCGUGGCAUCUCCUACGACGUCAUGAUCGAUGACGUUCAAGUCGUCGCCGAUUCGCAGAUGCACCGUGACGUCAGCAUCAGCGCCGCGUCAUUCGACUACACGAUUUAUCACACAUACGCCGAGAUCCAGCAAUGGGUUAAGGACUUUGCAGCCGAAUACAGCUUUGUACAGAACUUCCAGAUCGCCACGUCAUUCGAAGGCCGUCCAAUCAACGCUAUCAAGAUGGGAACAGCCGGAUUCCAAAAGCCCGCUAUUUACUGGCAGGGUGGUAUCCACGCUCGUGAAUGGGUGUCUCCUGCUACUGUCAUGUUCAUCGCCAAAUCCCUUGCUGAAGAAUACGGUACCGAUGACACUGUAACAAAGAUGUUGGACACCUUUGAUAUCUACAUUGUGCCCUCAUUGAACGUCGAUGGCUACACUUACACAUGGACUAACGAUCGAUUGUGGCGAAAGACCCGUUCAACAUACGGUGCACAAGUAUGUGUUGGAACAGACCCCAACAGAAACUACGAUUACAGAUGGGGUGGACAAGGGGCCAGUACGCAGAAGUGCUCGGAUACUUACCGUGGACCAUCAGUCCACUCUGAGCCAGAGGUUGCCGGCACCACUUCCUUCCUUCUCAACCUUCAACAGACACAGACAGUUGUGAACUUCAUCGACUUCCAUGCCUACUCCCAACUGUUCCUUUCUCCUUGGUCAUACUCAGCCUUUGCUGCUCUCCCAACUGAGAGCGUAGACCAUGACGUUGCAUCAGUAAAGGUUGUAAACGCUUUGAAGGCUGAGUUCGGAACUGAGUACACGUACGGACCAUCUGCAAGAACCCUCUAUGCCGCUUCUGGAUGCAGUGUGGACUGGGGAUUCUCCGAACUGGGAGCCAAGUACUCGUAUGUGAUGGAACUGAGAGAUACCGGAAAAUUCGGCUUCCUCCUCCCAGCAUCUCAGAUCGAAGAGUCCGGUAUUGAGACCUUCGCUGCCAUGAAGGCUCUCGGAGGUCACCUCCUCAGCGAGUAUGCUCCAUAAGAAUCUAUCCAGAAGUAGAACUGUUAUAUACUAUAUUAAAAGCCUAUACUGUAUAUUCUAUUCUAUAGUUAGGUCUGAAUAAAACCACACCACAAUGUUUAUCCGCAAAUCACGAAGGCCCUCUGAGGCCACCUCCUCACCAAAUAAUGCUCCAUAAGAAUCUAUCCCGUAGUAGGACUGCUUUAGUUUACUGUACUAUUCUAUAAUAAACUGUACUAUGCUCUACUAUAGUAUUUUAUAACACACCUCUUGCUUUUUCUGUAUUCUGGUUGGCUGAAACACGGUCACGUGUGAUGAAC